Protopterus annectens (West African lungfish) is the source of this 2672-nucleotide messenger RNA. RefSeq names its product X-ray repair cross complementing 5 (gene XRCC5). Gene Ontology annotation, molecular function: damaged DNA binding; DNA helicase activity; telomeric repeat DNA binding. NCBI's taxonomy places the organism in Eukaryota, Metazoa, Chordata, Ceratodontiformes, Protopteridae. Gene Ontology annotation, biological process: cellular response to X-ray; telomere maintenance; cellular response to gamma radiation. The transcript is spliced from 21 exons. Bases 81 to 2249 code for a protein of 722 amino acids. The record is from RefSeq and is a predicted model, not a curated record. Gene Ontology annotation, cellular component: nucleus; Ku70:Ku80 complex.
AGCCUCUUAUAUUUGGGUCCGACUUCCUUUAUUUUCAUUACUUUGAUUCCGCAAGCAGGAAAGGGGUGGUUAUCCAGAAUAUGUCUGCUGUCGUACUUUGCUUGGAUGUUGGUUUUUCAAUGGGACGUUCUCCACCAGGGGUGGAAUCAUCCUUUGAUUUAGCAAAGCAGCUGGUCACAAUGUUUGUACAACGACAGGUGUUUGCUGAGUCCAAAGAUCAUGUUGCCCUUGUCCUUUUUGGAACAGAAGAUACUAAUAAUGCCUUGGCUACUGGUGAACAGUAUCAGAAUAUCACAGUGCACAGACACCUACAGCUACCUGACUUUGACUUGCUUGAGGAAAUUCACUUCAAGAUUAAAACAAGCAUUAUGGAGGCUGACAUUUUAGAUGCACUUGUAGUUUGCAUGGAUUUGCUGCAGCGAGAAUCUGUAGGAAGGAAGAAUGAACGGAUGCAUAUUGCAGUGUUCACAGACCUCAGCAGCCCAUUUAGCUCUGAUCAGCUGGAUGUCAUCAUUAGUAAUUUGAAGCAAGCCAGUAUUUCCUUACAGUUCUUUUUACCAUUUCCACUGCAUCAUGACGAGAGUAAAGAACCUGGGAAUGGCCCAUCAGGAGACAGACAAAGGCACUUGUUUCAUGGCAAAGAGAUAACACCACAGCAGAAGGAAGGUAUACAUAUGGUGCAGAAGGUAAUGAUGGCUGUUGAUGAAGAUGGAAUGGAUGACGUUUACACCUUCAGGGACAGCAUGGAACACCUGUCAAUCUUUAAGAAAAUUGAAAGGAAACCUAUGGCAUGGCCUUGGCAUUUAACUAUUGGUUCUGGGCUCUGUAUCAGGAUCGUGGCAUAUAAAGCAGUCACAAUGGAACCUUUGAAAAAAUCGUGGGCCACUGUAGAUGCCAAGACCUUGUCAAAGGAAGAUAUUCGACGGGAAGUAGUCUACUGUUUAAAUGAUGAUGAUGAAACUGAAAUAUCAAGCGAUGAAAUAAUUCAAGGUUACUGCUAUGGUAGUGAUAUUGUCCCUUUCUCAAAAGUGGAUCAAGAACAGAUGAAAUAUAAACAUGAUGGAAAAUGUUUUGCUGUUCUGGGAUUCACCAAAUCUUCACAGAUCAUGAGACACCAUUUCAUGGGAACCCAAGCCUUGAAGGUCUUUGCAGCAAAAGGUGAUGAGCAUGCAGCAGUCGCUCUUUCCGCCCUCAUUCAUGCUUUGGAGGAGAUGGAUAUGGUAGCCAUAGUACGUUAUGCAUAUGAUAGAAGAGCUAACCCUCAAGUGGGCGCAGCUUUUCCCUGCAUCAAGGACAAGUACGAGUGCCUAAUAUACGUUCAGCUACCCUUUGUGGAGGAUCUGAGACAAUUUGCCUUCGCUUCUCUGCGGAACAACAAACAACACAUACCUACUGAGGAACAGCUGUCAGCAGUUGAUUCUCUGAUUGACUCUAUGAACUUGGUUCAAGAUGAGGAUGAUGAAGUAGAAGAUAUCUUUAAAGUCAGCAAAAUUCCAAACCCUCAGUUCCAGAGGCUGUUCCAGUGUCUCCAGCAUAAAGCAUUUUACCCUGAUGAUCUACUUCCUCCAAUGCCACCUCAUUUGCUAAGCAUGACUGAGAGACCUCGGGAAGUGACUACAAAUUGUCAAGCCCAUCUGGAAGCAGUAAAAAAACAAUUCAGUUUGCAAGAUGCUGGCAAGAAGAAAGAUCAGAAGACCGGUCAUGAACUCUUCAGAGAUGUCAGGAAUGAGGAACCCAGCACGAAAAAAACAAGACAGGGUGAUGAUGAGACUGAAGCAUUCAGUUUAGCCAACAUUUCCGAAGGUGACAUUACAAAAGUUGGGAGUGUAGAUCCAGCAAAAGAUUUCCAAAUGCUUCUCAAACAGAAGGCUGCCAACUUCCAAGAAGUGAGUCAGCAACUUCAAAAUCGCAUCCAUGAGCAACUGGGAAUGAAAGGCCUUCAGUACUAUGAGAAGGGCAUUAAGUGCAUCGUGGUAUUUAGAAGAGCCGCUGUUGAGAGAGCAGAAGUACAGUGCUUUAAUAGAUUCCUGCAGUCCCUGAAAGAGCAAGUACAAGGGGGUCCAUUAAAAGAAUUCUGGGAUAUGAUUGUACAAGAAAAUAUUUCCUUGAUCAGCAGUGAUGAAGCGGCUGAAAGCUGUGUAACACCUGAAGAAUCAAAACAGUUUUUGGAGUAUAACAAAAUGCCAGAAGAAACUGCAGCAGCAGCAGCGGAUGGUGGUGAUGUGGAGGACUUGUUCGACAUGAUGUAAGAAAUUUCCUAAAUAAAUUACUGAAGACUGGCUUUUGAAAUGUCCUCCUUGAUGCGGAAUAACUCUUAGUAGUCAAACUCAGAAUGAUGGUGUAUACAAUUUUGCACUUACUGUGUAAUUACAUGAUGUGUGACCACACUUUUAUGCAGACAAAUAAAAUCACAAACUGAUAAGUGCAUUUAUAAAAGCUAUUUAAUAAUAAGGUAGUCAUUCAACCAAUAGCAAUUCAUAUGUAGAUAACAAUUGCAUUUUUCAUAGAAACUUGGCAAAUGUAGAUUUGGUGGACUUAAAUGCUCUUGCUGUUUGAGAGUAUCCAUGGAAAUCAUUUGUUUGUUCUUAAGAAUUCUAAUGAAUGUUAAGUAUAAAAGAAGUCUUUUUAUAGUAAAUCAAAUAAAAAAAGCAUUUUCUUAUCAGCAUUACUUA